This is a messenger RNA of Strongyloides ratti, 2565 nucleotides long. Its product is annotated as Zinc finger, MIZ-type domain-containing protein. Gene Ontology annotation, biological process: protein sumoylation. The transcript is spliced from 3 exons. The record is from RefSeq and is a predicted model, not a curated record. The coding region runs from base 1 to 2565 and encodes 854 amino acids. NCBI's taxonomy places the organism in Eukaryota, Metazoa, Nematoda, Chromadorea, Rhabditida, Strongyloididae. Gene Ontology annotation, molecular function: zinc ion binding; SUMO ligase activity.
AUGCUCAUAUCAAAUAAUAGUAAUAACACUGUUUACAAUUUUUGCAAACAUAAAAUUGAAAACUUUAUGACCAAUUAUGAGGCAUUUGAAUGCUUAAGUUGUACAGGUUUUUUGAAUACUAAUUUUAAUAACUAUGAUAAUAGUAUAUCAUACUUAAAAUAUUUAUUGGAAAUAUUACCAUAUAUCUUUGGCAAUCAAAGUGCAGCAGAUAAAUGUUUAAAAUAUAUUACCAGAAUAUCAAAUGGAAACAAAAAUAUGAGAAAUAAUCGUUUAGUUCUUCCUCAAAAUACUUAUAAUAAUUAUUCUCAAACAAAUAUACAAUAUAAUAUUUAUAAUAAUUUUCCAAGCAAUUCUUAUGGAUCUAGUUCAUAUAAUCCAUCCAUGUAUAAUAAUCAAUCAUCUUUUACAUAUAAUGGAAAUUUAAAUAGAAAUGUGAAUUAUCCAAUAAGCAAUUCUACAAAUACUGUAGGUAAUAAUUUUUCAACUACUAUACAAAAUGUUCCUCAAUCACUUCUUGAUAUUACAACUUAUCCUACCCCUCCACAAACAACAUUUAUGAGGGGUCAAAGUAGUACGAGACUUCCUAAUUGUCCUCCAAGUUAUCAUUCUAGUGUAAAUAAUAGUAAUUCAAUAGUUAGGAAAGUUUCACAACCUAAAAUAAUACAAAAAAAGUUGUUUUAUUAUAAUGAGAUAAAAGAGAUUUGUUCAUGGAAUCAGAAUUGUAAAAUUUCAAUGAUACCUGUUGUUAGAGGCAGAGAAGUAACAAAUAAAUAUUAUGAAUAUGCAUUUGAAAUAUCUAUUAGUUCAACUAUUUUAUCAUGUAUUAAAAAACCUAAAAAUAAUCAAUCAUUUGAUAUUCUUUUAAGAUCUGUUUCUCGCCCAGACAAAGAUGGUUUAUAUUCUGAUCAAUAUCCAUUAGAUAUGGAAUUUUUUACAGAAAAUAUUAAUUGUAGUGAUUUACUUCCAAGGGUAGAGGCAAAAUAUGCUUCAACUGAUAUUGGUCAACGUCUAUCUUAUCCAUCAAUAAUAACACCUGCAAUUAUUAAUAAAUCUAAAUCAUUUCCUUUAGUAGAAGGUGGUUUAGAAUGUUUUUACACAUUUCACUUUCGUAUUAGGUAUCCUACAUUUGCAAAAAGGCAAUCUAUGAUUGAAAAUGGUUUUUAUUUUUUUAAAUUUGUUUUUUGUUCAAAGAUUCCCACAGAAACUGUUAUGAAUAGAAUUCUUAAACAACCAAUGUUAGGAAAAGAAGCCUUUCUCAAAAAUAUUAUAGAAGAAUUUGAACGUGAUGAUGAAAUUGGAUGUGAAAGUGUAAUAGUUUCAUUACAAUCAUCUAUAACAAUGGCUAUUAUUAAGCAUCCAUUCAGGGGAAAAUAUUGUAAGCAUUUAAUUCCAGAUGAUUUAGAAGCUUACCUAAAACAAAAUGAGGGUAAUGAAAAAUUUGUUUGUAAAAUUUGUAAAAAUAAGUGUACUCCAGAUGACAUAAUCAUUGAUAGUUAUUUUCGUGAAAUAUUAGAAAAAAAUUCUAAAAUAACUAAAAUUGAAAUUUUAAAAAAUGGUGAAUAUAUUAUUAAGGAGAUUGAAGAUGAUGAAAUUGAUAAAGAUAAUAAAUUUUCCAAUAAUCAUUUAGAUAUUGAUGAAAUUAUUAUCAUUGAAAGCGGUAGUGAGGAUGAAAAUGAAAGUAACGUCACUAAAAAUUUAAAAUCAUUACCUAAAAAUGAAACUUUGAUUUCAAAUCAAGAAUCAUUUACAAAUGUAGUUUCUAAUAAAACUUUACAACAAGAUUCAGCUAAAAGUAAUAAUAUUUCUAAGAUAAAUAAUGUUCAUACAUUAAAUGAAUGUGGAGAUAAUUUAGUGAUAGAUGAAUCAAGAGAAAAUGUUAUUACUCCAAUUUCAAAUGAGAUUGAAAAUAUUGUGAUAUCAGAUGAAAUGGGGGAUGAUUUAGUAAUAGAUGAAUCAAUAGAAACUGAUAUUACUCCUAUAUCGAAAGAAGUUGAGAAUAUUUUUAUAUCGAGUGAACCAAUGGAAAUUGAAAAUAAUUUUAUACCAAGUGAGGUACUAGAAGUUGAGGAUGUUUCUUCAUUCAAUAAACCAAAGGAAGUUAGCAAAAUUAUUAUAUCAGAUAAACCAAUCCAACAGAUAAAAUUUACCAAUAAAAAUAAAUCAACUAUAUCUAGUGAAGCAAAUAUUACUCCUGAAAAUAAACUUUCAAACUUAUGUAUAGACCGUUCUAUAAAUGGAACGAAGAAUGGGGUUUCUGUAGAUAUAGAUGUAGAUACCAGUGGUGGUGUAGUUAUCAAUGAUUCUGAUGGUAAUACAAAAAAUAAUAAUGGGCAAAUUAAUAAAAGUUUAACUCAUACGUGUACAAAAAUAUAUGAUAAAGACAUAUUGAUUCCUAAGAAUAAGAAUUCUAAAACAAAUUCUACAGCAAUAAAUAGUCAAAGUAUUUUUGAAAUAAAUGACUUUGAAGAACUUGAUAUCAAUAAAUUUAAAAUUUCUAAAGAAUAUAUUGAAUUAAACAAAAGUCGAUUUAAAUUUGACAUUGAUCCUGGUGAUUUUCUUUUUUAA